This is a messenger RNA of Trichomonas vaginalis G3, 648 nucleotides long. Its product is annotated as carbohydrate transport. Lineage: Eukaryota; Parabasalia; Trichomonadida; Trichomonadidae. The record is from RefSeq and is a predicted model, not a curated record. The coding region runs from base 1 to 648 and encodes 215 amino acids. The transcript has a single exon.
AUGAAUGAUGAUCAAAUAAAUUUUGUUGGGAUCGUUUAUGCCCUCUUUAGCAUAGCAUUUUUAUCGUUGGGCCAAUUUUUAGCUUUUGUUCAGCAAAAAUCCAGUAAUACAUCAGGGCCAUCAAUUCAGCACUCAACUUCAUUUUAUGAAGCAAUGAUUUCUUUAAUUCUUACAGUAAUUUUUGAAUUUAAUUCAGAUAGUUCUAUUCUUGUUCAUAGUUUCACUACAAAUGAGUCUAUUCUUAUAAUUGUUUCUGGAUUCAUCGCAAUUUUAAGCAAUUCUGUUACAAUCAGCUUGGCCAGUGGUCAAUCUUCAAUUAAUUUUCAAUUACUCGAUCAUUUCAAAUCCUUUGUUCUUUUUAUCUUAAGUUUUAUUGUUUUUCCUAUCUCAGGAGCUCAGAAAAGAUUGAGAUUAAUUACGCAAAUUAUUGCUUUUGUUUUAGGUAUGUCAAGUAGCAUCAUAAUAUCUUUGUAUCAUUCCUUGGAUACUCAAAAAGAAUCUGAAAUCGAUUCUGACCAAUUUGGUGUUGAACCAGAAAAUGACGUGAAAGCUCAAGAAACAGAAAGCAAGAGAGUAUACCCUAUCAUUAGGAGAUUAUUGGAAGAUCCACUUUCUUCAGAUUCUUCUGAUAAAGAAAUCAAAACAUGA